AUGGUUGGUUGGGGGAUGGCCUGGUUGGUCGGGGGACAUUUGGGGGGUGAGGAGCUAUUUUAUGUUGGUGGGACGAUCGGGGGUGGGGGGGCUUGGGGGGGGUCUUUAGGAGCGUUGAGGGGGGACGGGGUUGAGGGUGAAUUGGAUUGUUUGGGCGGAGGGAGGGUGUGGUGUUCGGUUGGACGGGCACCGGGGGGAAGGGUGGUCAGGGGGCCAGCGGGGUUGGUCGGUCGUUCGGGCGGCAGAACGGUCGCUUGGGGCGUGCGGUAG
Molecule: messenger RNA, 270 nt
Organism: Dicrocoelium dendriticum
Lineage: Eukaryota; Metazoa; Platyhelminthes; Trematoda; Plagiorchiida; Dicrocoeliidae
Source: the annotation of a GenBank genome assembly